Molecule: messenger RNA, 1746 nt
Organism: Indicator indicator
Lineage: Eukaryota; Metazoa; Chordata; Aves; Piciformes; Indicatoridae
Gene: PXK
Product: PX domain containing serine/threonine kinase like
Exons: 18
Coding region: 1-1740 (579 amino acids)
Biological process (GO): early endosome to late endosome transport; endosome to lysosome transport; protein phosphorylation
Cellular component (GO): early endosome; late endosome; extrinsic component of endosome membrane
Molecular function (GO): ATP binding; protein kinase activity; phosphatidylinositol binding
Source: RefSeq, a predicted model, not a curated record
AUGGCCUUCAUGGAGAAGCCGCCGGCCGGUAAGGUGCUGCUGGACGACACGGUGCCGCUGACAGCGCAGAUCGAAGCCAGCCAGAGCCUGCACUCCCAUACGGAAUACAUAAUCCGUGUUCAGAGAGGAGUUUCAGCAGAAAACAGUUGGCAGAUUGUGAGGCGAUACAGUGACUUUGACUUGCUUAAUAAUAGCUUGCAGAUUUCAACUCUAAGUCUACCUCUUCCUCCAAAAAAAUUGAUUGGAAAUAUGGAGCGUGAAUUCAUAGCUGAAAGACAGAAGGGACUGCAGGCCUAUCUUGAUGUAAUUACUACCCAUCACAUACUGUCUAAUUGUGAACUGGUAAAAAAAUUCUUGGAUCCAAACAGCUAUUCUGUAAACUACACUGAAAUUGCCUUACAGCAUGUUUCAAUGUUCUUCCGAUCAGAGCCAAAGUGGGAAGUGGUAGAACCGUUAAAAGAUAUAGGUUGGCGAAUACGUAAGAAGUAUUUCUUAAUGAAGAUUAAGAAUCAACCAAAGGAGCGGCUAGUGUUAAGCUGGGCUGAUCUUGGCCCUGAUAAAUACUUGUCUGACAAAGACUUACAGUAUGCUGUGAAACUUCUUUCUUCCUGUUCUCAUCCGUAUAUAUACAAAAUCACUUUUGCCACUGCCAAUGAAUCUUCAGCGCUGUUUAUUAGACCAUUCAGUGAAAAAGGGACACUAAAGGACCUUAUUUAUAAGGCAAAGCCAAAAGACCCAUUCCUGAAGAAGUAUUGCAAUCCUAAAAAAAUUCAAGGCCUUGAACUUCAGCAAAUAAAAACAUAUGGAAGACAAAUAUUAGAGGUAUUAAAAUUCUUACAUGAGAAAGGAUUUCCUUAUGGCCAUCUUCACUCUGCCAAUGUGAUGUUGGAUGGGGACACCUGCAAGUUAAUGGAUUUAGAAAAUUCCUUGUUGGGACUUCCAUCAUUUUAUCGAUCAUACUUUUCACAGUUUCGGAAAAUUAAUACAUUAGAAGGUGUUGAUGUACAUUGCUUUGGACACUUACUGUAUGAAAUGACAUAUGGAAGACCCCCAGAUGCGAUUCCAGUAGACAGCUUCCCUCCUGCACCAUCGGUGUUUAUUGUGUCUGUGUUGGAGUCCAUUCUGACCUGUGAAGCUAUGAAGAAUGGCAUGCCAACUGUUUCACGGCUCUUACAGAUGCCAUUAUUCAGUGAUGUUCUGCUAACAAACUCCGAGAAACCACAGUUUAAGAUUCCUACUAAGCUAAAAGAGGCAUUGAGAACCUCCAAGGAAUGCAUAGAAAAGCGAUUAACGGAAGAACAGAAAUUGAUUCACCAACACAGAAGACUCACAAGAGCUCAGUCUCAUCAUGGCUCUGAAGAAGAAAAAAAGAAAAGGAAGAUUUUAGCACGAAAAAAGUCGAAACGCUCUGCCUAUGAAAGUGGAGAAGAACACUCAGCAAAAUACAGCAACUCCAAUAACUCAGCAGGCUCUGGGGCGAGUUCCCCAUUAACAUCUCCAUCAUCCCCCACUCCGCCCUCUACAGCAGGAGCAUCAUCGAUACCCCCAGCACCGCCACCACCACCACCGCCCCUGCCACCAGCAGCUCCUCCUCCAAGUACAGAGGUGCCAAUGCAGCCAAGCCCUCAGCCUGAUGUCAGUGCAAGCCGAGGAGCCUUACUCAGCUCCAUUCAAAACUUUCAGAAAGGAACUCUGAAGAAAACACAGACAUGUGACUACAGUGCUCCCAGGAUCAGCUGAGGCCAC